This is a messenger RNA of Cladocopium goreaui, 1386 nucleotides long. NCBI's taxonomy places the organism in Eukaryota, Dinophyceae, Suessiales, Symbiodiniaceae. The record is from the annotation of a GenBank genome assembly.
AUGCUGCUGUUUGGGGUGGCCCUGGUCACCUUGUUCCGUGCCGCCGCGGAGAUGGAGGUGACCCUGGCGGAGGCCAUGCCGGGGCCGUUGCUGCCGCCCUGCGAGAACCAAGAGAUCCCGCUGGAAGAGGAAUGCCCUUCGUCUUUCUGGCUGCAGUACUCCACUCGUCUCUGGGACGCCCGUGGCGAACUCUUCAGCGAGGGAAAAGCGGCGGCGGGGACGUCCUUGCAGCAGCUGCUGCGGGAAGCGACGACGCCCUUUUGGGAGGCCUUUGCCUGUCCUGCUGCCGUGGUGAGUACUUUCUUCAGCUUGGCGCGGGUGCUGGUCAUGGAGAGACGCCUCAGAAGGGCUUUGGCCAUGAUCCACCUGGGCUUUAUCUUUGUUCGCGACAAGGGCUUUAGCGAAUGUUCGACCUGGCCAGCACAGGGCUGGGAUGUGAUGUUGGCCGGGCAAGGUCUGACGGAAGUCGUUCGCCAGCUGGACGAUGAAUCUGUGGAGACCACGGUUCCGCCAAGCCUCCGAUUGAAUCUGCGCGUGGCGGUGGUGACCAUCUGCGCAUAUGCUGAGGAUGCACCGGUUCGAAUCCUUUGUCAUCAAAAUCGACAGCUGUAUAAGCUGCUUCAUGGAUAUGACGUGCAUUUCUUCACGAAUGCAUCGCAGAUCGACAUCAACGUCGAUUCGCAGAUGGAUGUGAAUGAUGGCGUGCACAAGCCGUUCUUUUGGAAAGUGAAUGCUGUGAAGAAUGUCUUGGAUACUGGAAACUAUGAUUGGGUCCUAUGGAUGGACUGCGAUGCCUUCUUCAUGGAUCCGCAACGUACCAUUGACUCGGUGAUUGCCAUGUAUAGUCAAAAUCUCACCGUUGCCUCCCGCUUGCCUCCAGAGGAGCUGAGUCAGGAUCCAGAACAUGCAGCUUUGCGUGCAGCAUCCACUGGGGAAGUGUCACUGAUUUUUGCAGUUGAUUCAACAGGCAUCAACAAUGGCGUGUGGCUCCUGAAAAACACUGACUGGUCCCAUCGCUUCUUGGAGCGCUGGUGGCGAUCAGACAUUCUGCAGGGACCCGGCAAGGAACACAACUGCAGCGACCAGUCGACCAUGCUUCAUACGCUGCUGUACGAUCGAGCCAUGCAGUUCGACAAGACUUGGGAUUCCUACGAGUUGCCGAUUUAUCCUCUGGAAGUACGUGUGGCGCGACAAGAGCAUUUGCAAUCCUUCCAUGCUGCCACAGCACAGAGCGCUCUGUCCAGGGCAUGGCAGGAUGGCGACUUCAUCAAGCACCAUCCUGGUUGUCACUACUACAAGGUGCCAUGUCAACAUCUUUACCAGGAGGCUCAGGAGAUCUUUUGGAACAAGGUGGUUUUGGCCGAGACGCUGAGCCAAGAACGAUGA